This is a messenger RNA of Microbotryum saponariae, 728 nucleotides long. The record is from the annotation of a GenBank genome assembly. NCBI's taxonomy places the organism in Eukaryota, Fungi, Basidiomycota, Microbotryomycetes, Microbotryales, Microbotryaceae.
AUGUCGUCAUCGUCGCCGUCUUCACCCCUGCUCGGCACACCCUAUAUCCUCGCACAAUCGACGCCCACCUCUUCGCAGACGCACCUCACCCAAAUCACGCCCUCGCUCUGCUCGAACCUCUCCGCCUUUAAAGCGCUACUCCGUUCCUCGCGAGCGCUCGACGACUCGAUCGCACUCCGUCUCAAUCGCGCCAGCGCCCUGCACCGAUCGUUCUCUAACCCAGACGGCGACAGCUGCGAUUCGUUUUGGAACGAGCUCACAACGCGGUGGAACGAGCGAACGCGCGUUUUGGCCUUUUGCGAUCAGGUUCAUUUGGCCCAGACGCGCACUUCCUCACUGCCGACCGCGGAUUCGACCAGGAUAGAGAGAGGGUUGGAUCGGGAUCGGUUCACGAACCGAGGUAGAGGCGAGACCGAAGUAGAGGUCAAGGUAAGCCCUAGCUCGUCGUUUGGGUGACGGAACAUUCCCUUUCUGAAAGGCGAGAAUAACGCUCACUCGCUCCCGCUGCCCCAUUCGAACAGCGACGACAACUGCGCACCGAGACCAACGUCGAAGCCAUCAUACGCGCACGCUCCUUGGACCUCUUUGUCUCGCGAUGCCCUUACCACCCUCAACAACCCGCGCCGAUACCCUUGCCCGAAUAUACAACCGACAACUCUUCAGGUCCUGAUGACGCGGUCGCGCGAAGAGGCCGGGAUGGACGAGGUGGGGUCAAUUGGAAUGGUUGA